GCAGAUCUUCAUCCAAAGCUCUCCGUUUUUUUCCAUUUCUCGGCUACGCGGCUCAGCGCAGCUCCCUAUUGUCUAAACUGGAAAAAUAAUUCUCUCCCCCACUCUCUAUUUUUUUUAAUUGCAGACAGUGAGUCGUUUUUUUUUUUUUUUUUUAUCUGAUGCUUGAUUUUCGCCGCUCUGAAUGCUGUAUUCAUAGUCAACUUCUCCUAUUUCUCCACUUAUACUUGAGCUGCAUCAUGAAUAGUUUGGGGGCACCUCUCAAUCGCAUACCUCUGGAAUGGUGGGGAUUACGCAGCCGAAAACCGGAGAGCAUGUAAACGCAGAUGGAGUUUGGGAUUUAUUGCAAAAUAAGGGAAAGAUGACCGUCUUCUCUUUGUGCUUGCUCUUGUGCGCGGAUCUACUGGAUUUAGCCGUCGGAUAUUUGACAGUUACCAUAGAGCCCCUGCCUCCUGUUGUUGUGGGAGAGACUGUUACUCUCAAGUGUAACUUCAAAACUGACGGAAGGCUUCGAGAGAUUGUCUGGUACAGGGUCACAGACGGAGGCACCAUCAAGCAGAAAAUUUUCACCUACGAUGCUAUGUUUAAUACCAAUUACUCUCACAUGGAGGACUACCGCAGACGUGAAGACCUCGUGUACCAAUCAACAGUCCGGCUCCCAGAGGUGCGGAUCUCAGACAACGGGCCUUAUGAAUGCCACGUGGGCAUCUAUGACCGGGCAACGAGGGAGAAGGUGGUCCUGGCGUCAGGGAAUGUUUUUCUCACUGUUAUGUCACCGCCAAACAACAUCUCAGUGGUGGCAGAGAACACUCCAGCCCCUUUCAGUCGAUACCAAGCCCAGAACUUCACUCUUGUCUGCACUGCAAAAGGAGGCAAACCGGCCCCAUCGGUGUACUUCAAGCGUGAUGGAGAGUUGAUAGAGGUGAUCUCCUACAGUCACCCCUCUGCUGCCGAGGAGGGAGGCGGCUCUGCAGGGGUGAGAGGAGCCAGGCCGCUCAUCAGCAGGGAUCUGGAUGACACAAAGCUCCAGAGGUCCCUCUCCCUUCUGGACCCCGAGGGGCGAUCGGCCCGCCUGUACACAGAGAGCCCCCAGCGCAUCCAUACUCAGGGCCAGCAGGCCUAUGAGCCCAGCCCCGCAACAGAGGUCAUCCCAGAGACAGUGGUGAGCCGGGAGUUCCCCCGCUGGGUGCAGAGCACGGACCCUCUGUACUACUUCAGCCACACUCACAUCCCCCAGAGCGACGGCUCUGUGCUGGUGCAGGCCCGGCUCACCUGGACCCUCAACCCUCAGCUGGACAACGACGCCCUGUUCAGCUGCGAGGUCAAGCACCCAGCACUGUCCAUGCCCAUGCAGACAGAGGUCACUCUGGCGGCUCCUAAGGGCCCUAAACUCUUCAUGUCCCCUACCAGGGCGAAGGUAGGGGACACAGUGCGCAUCACUGUGCAAGGAUUCCAGGUAGGAUUUCCUGGGAAUGAGGUGUUCCCAGAGCCCCUCUUCACCUGGACACGGGUAGGAGGCCGUCUGCUGGACGGCAGCGCCGAGCGGGAGGGGAAGGAGCUGAUUCUGGAGAGAGUGCCCGCCGAGCUCAACGGCUCCAUGUAUCGCUGCACGGCCCAGAAUCCACUGGGCUCCACAGAUACGCACACUCGCCUCAUAGUCUUUGAAAAUCCGAGCAUGAUGAAAAACACACAGAAUCAGAACAAUGGAGCCUCUUCCGUGGACGUGCUCGGACUAACGUGGAUGGCACUUGUCCUCACAGUGACAGUGGAGCUGACGUGAAACCUCCCAUCCAAGACACUCUCUCUCUCUCUAUCGCUCACACACACACACACACACACACACAUAUAUUUGCCCUUCUUACAUAACAGCCACAUAUGCACACAGGCACACACAUACACAUACACAUGCGCAUACACACACACACACACACUCAUGCACACAGACACACACACUUUCCACAAUCCUGCAAGCCUUCUCCAGUCAUCAACAGACCCUCCAUGCGUCAGUCUAUCAGGAAACAGUGCCACCACACGAUGGCGCUCCACUGUUUUUGUAACGAAAUAAUAACCAAGAUAAUGAUAUCAAAAGAACAACAUGAUGAACAUGAGAAUAACCGCCUCCUAUAUAGCCCUGCCCAAUCACACCUUUUUUUGUUUCUUGUCCCACGUCUGCCUGUUGACAAAUAAAAUCAGUUGAUUUGAAACGGAAAAGAAAAAAGCAUUUUGGAUUUUAUUUUGACGAGUUAAUCAUUGGUGUUGACUGAAAAUGUGAAAUGUGGAACUGGCUUAAGCGGCACCACCGUAUUGACCGCACCCUUCUGUCACAUGUCCCGGGAUGCACCCGAUUAGCGGCAAGCUGAUAAACCACGGGGGAAUAAACACAGAUGCUCCAAGAGAACAUUCUUUUUUUAUUAAUAUACGAGUAUUUCUUUUUUUCUGAUGGUGCAGAAUGUACAAGAGGAUUUAAAUGCAUUGAGAAACUGGAAAAAAAAAAUCUCCUUUUUGAGUGUAUUUUGUGUACAUCAGUGUAAAUAUUGAAGAUAAUUAAAGAAGUUAUAUGGGUUAUAAGGUCAGGGAUGGUUGCUGAGAUGGUUGGGGUUUACAGUCUUUGUUUGUAUUUCAUCCACAAAAAAAAAACAAAAACAAAAACAAACAAAAAAAAAAAAAAACUGUUUCCAGAGUUAAUCCUUUGGCUGAAAGGACAGAACAAUAAACAGCAUUUUUAUUUCUCAUUUGGGCUUUUUACAUCUAUAUGGCAGGUCUCGAGUUUAAAAAAAAAAAAAAGAAAAAAAAAGAAAGAAAGAAAGAAAAAAUAUCUAACAUAUGUCUGCUGUUUUGGG
Messenger RNA from Myripristis murdjan (pinecone soldierfish), 2837 nucleotides. It is a transcript of the gene igsf21a, whose product is annotated as immunoglobin superfamily, member 21a. Lineage: Eukaryota; Metazoa; Chordata; Actinopteri; Holocentriformes; Holocentridae. The record is from RefSeq and is a predicted model, not a curated record. The transcript has 10 exons. Gene Ontology annotation, biological process: heterophilic cell-cell adhesion; homophilic cell-cell adhesion. Gene Ontology annotation, cellular component: adherens junction. The coding region runs from base 278 to 1777 and encodes 499 amino acids.